AUGGCAGCAGCGCGCGCGAGGCUCCUCCGGGGCGUUGCCAAUGGCGGAGGAGACUGCAGCCGCGUCUCGGGUCUCUCGGGUCUCUCGGGUCUCGUGGCCCCUGCGGCUUGCCGUGGCCUUGGGGGGGCCGCAGCUCGAGCUCGUCUUUCGUCAGCCUGCCGCUCAUCAUCAUCAUCAUCAUCAUCAUCAGUCUCGCCGCAACGCCGCUCCGUCGGCACGUCGAGGUCGUUUUCCGGCACUGCAGCGAGUCGUGCCGCGAAGCUGACGACCGACUCGUACCCUGGCUUGACGAGAGACUCUAGAUUCUCCAAGCUGACUCCAGGGCAUGUGGCCUAUUUCAAGCAACUCCUCGGCCAGGACUCGGCCGUCAUUGACGGUAUCAAUGCCGACGCCGCUGCCGACAUUGAGCCCUUCAACGAGGACUGGAUGCACAAGUACAAGGGUCAGUGCAGGUUGGUGUUGAAGCCGGGGUCAACCGAGGACGUCAGCAAGAUCCUCCGCUACUGCAAUGAGAACAUGCUGGCCGUGGUGCCGCAAGGCGGCAACACCGGGCUGGUGGGCGGUUCCAUCCCCGUCUUUGACGAGAUUGUCAUCGGCAUGGGGAGGAUGAACACGAUCCAUUCGUUUGACGACGUGAGCGGCUCCCUCGUGCUGGACGCAGGUUGCAUCCUGGAGGUGGCAGAUCAGCACGUCGCCCAGCAGGGCUACGUCUUCCCCCUGGACCUGGGGGCCAAGGGUUCGUGCCACGUUGGCGGAAACGUGUCGACAAAUGCCGGCGGCCUGCGGCUGCUGCGUUACGGCAGCCUUCACGGCAGCGUUCUGGGCGUGGAAGCCGUCCUGCCGGACGGCACCGUCAUGGACGACAUGUGCACCCUGCGCAAGAACAACACGGGCUACGACCUGAAGCAGCUGUUUAUCGGCGCCGAGGGCACGCUGGGGAUAGUCACCAAGCUGGUCGUGCAGUGUGCCCAGCGUUCGCCGGCGGUAAACGUGGCCCUGUUUGGUGUCGAGUCGUACCAAAAGGCCCAAACGGCGUUCCGCGAGGCCAAGCUGCAGCUGUCGGAGAUUCUGUCGGCCUUUGAGCUCAUGGACGGGACCAGUCAGCGUCUCGUCCACCAGGUGCGCGGCGGGACGAGGCCGCUGGAGGGCGACCACCCCUUUUACUGCCUCGUCGAGACGAGCGGCUCCAACGGCGAGCACGACUACGAGAAGCUGGAGAAGUUCCUGGAGCAUGUCAUGUCGAACGAAGUCGUUGCCGACGGCGUCGUCGCCCAGGAUGCCACCCAGAUCAAGACCCUGUGGAGCUGGCGGGAGGGCAUCACAGAGUGCAUCGGCCACUUUGGUGGGACCUAUAAGUACGACGUCUCCAUCCCGCUGCCAGACAUGUACUUGAUUGUCCAUGAUGUAAAGGCGAGGCUGUCGGAAGCCGGCCUCGUGGGAGACACGGAUGACCACCCCGUGGUGGAUGUGGUUGGGUACGGCCACAUGGGUGACUCGAACCUCCAUCUCAACAUUGCCGUCAGACGAUACGACAAGGAGGUCGAAACGGCGUUGGAGCCCUACGUCUACGAAUGGAUAGAGAAACGACGCGGGAGCAUCAGUGCAGAACAUGGUCUGGGUCUGGCAAAGAAGAACUACGUGGGCUACAGCCGUAAUGAGACCAUGAUUGGACUUAUGAGGCAGAUCAAGACCUUGUUUGAUCCGAACGGCAUCAUGAAUCCGUACAAGUACAUCUAG
This is a messenger RNA of Metarhizium album ARSEF 1941, 1737 nucleotides long. RefSeq names its product D-lactate dehydrogenase 2. The coding region runs from base 1 to 1737 and encodes 578 amino acids. The transcript has 2 exons. Gene Ontology annotation, cellular component: mitochondrion. The record is from RefSeq and is a predicted model, not a curated record. Gene Ontology annotation, molecular function: FAD binding; catalytic activity. NCBI's taxonomy places the organism in Eukaryota, Fungi, Ascomycota, Sordariomycetes, Hypocreales, Clavicipitaceae.